CCUUACACCCUCCCAUCCUCAGUUCAUUCAUAAAGAUCCGCAGUCCCUCUACCGGCCAGCGCCAGGUCUUCUCACGGAUCCGACUACAUGCCAGCAGCUGCAAAGGGGGGGACAACCCCUUGCGAUAACUGGUUUGGGGUGGGGGGGAAGUCUUUGCUCACCCCACCCACCUCGAUUCAUCUUGAAAGGAGAUGCAGGGCAAAGCGAUACGAUGGCUGGGGUUCUUCGCCGCCCUGAUAGCUACGGGGGCCAACUGGGAAGCAGACCCCCUCUGCCCAGCCAAGUACAAAGUCAACUGUCUGCUCCGUCAACGUCUAGGCUGCGGGCCGGAAGGAGCCCCUACCUGUGGCCCUUGCUUCCCCAAUUACGAGGAGAACUCUAGUGGAGACUGCGUGCAGAAGAAGGUCCCUAAGCAUGAAAGCAAAACAAAAGGCCAGAAGAAGCCCAAAGACCUGCUCGCUCUCAUCCUUUCCCUCCUGGCCAAGCAUGAGAAAGGGCUGAAGCCAUCAGACAUGGAGACCACUUGGCCUGGCAGCAUGGAGGGGUUUGAACCACCCAGCUCCCCCACUUCCUUCCCCACCUCUUUCCCCCCAAAUGCCUCCUACUCCGUGAGCGGCAGUCCAGAUUCUUCCGAGUCAUAUGAAGACACCCCAGUCUCAGCCACCACGCCCCCGACAAGAGUGAAAGUAGAUUUCAAGCAAAGGUCCCGACCUCCGGCUACAAGUCUGAACAAAGCGGUGUCACUUACUCUCGUGGUGAUGUGCACAGUGACAGGGGUUUCCGGACUGGUAGUUGCUGCUAUGUGCUGGUACAGGCUACAGAAGGAAGUACACUUGACUCAGAAGAUGACCUAUGCGGGCAGCCGGGGGAACCAAUACCGAUAUCAUCAGCCCAGCGCAUACAUGGACUCCCGACUAGCUCAGUCGUGCCAAGUUCACCACUAUCAACACCAGAAGAAGCUUCUCACCACAACCAGUGAGGACAGAGAACCCCCCAAACCAGUAGAACAGCUCUCCACAGAGUCAGAGACUGAGAACGGAGAUUACACCGUGUACGAGUGUCCGGGACUGGCGCCGAGUGGAGAGAUGGAGAUCCACAACCCACUCUUCGAUACCUCCACACUAAACCGAUGCCCUCCCUAAGUGCAUAUCCUCUCUCUCUCUCUCUCUCUCUCUCUCUCUCUCUCUCUCUCUC
Lacerta agilis (Sand lizard) is the source of this 1194-nucleotide messenger RNA. RefSeq names its product neural proliferation differentiation and control protein 1-like. The transcript has 9 exons. NCBI's taxonomy places the organism in Eukaryota, Metazoa, Chordata, Lepidosauria, Squamata, Lacertidae. Bases 192 to 1142 code for a protein of 316 amino acids. Gene Ontology annotation, cellular component: membrane. The record is from RefSeq and is a predicted model, not a curated record.